GUACACCUCUACCACAUCCAAAACUACACAAAUCUCUAUCCCACCCACCCCACCACAAUGUCCAUCUUCGUCUGCGGCGCAACCGGCACCCAAGGCGGGUCCAUCACGCAACACCUCCUCCAAAAAAACAUCCAAGUACACACCAUCACCCGCACACCGACCUCCCCCGCCGCCCAAACCCUCCAAUCCCUCGGUGUACGCAUCACCCAAGGCUCCUACGACGACGAAGCCGCCCUCCGAACCAGUCUAACCGGCUGCACGGGACUCUUCCUCAACAUGAUGCCCGAUUUCCUCAACCCGGAGAACGAGACCAUCCGGGGUCGUCGCAUCCUCUCACUCGCUAAAGAAGCCGGCGUCAAAUACGUCGUCUACAGCAGUUCCUUCGCCGCGAACGAACCUGAGAAAAUCCGCACAUUCACACCCACGAGCUUCACAGGGAAGAUGCUCCUCAAUAAACAAGCGCUGGAGAUUGCGACCCGUACGGCGGGGUUUGAGAGAUGGACGAUUUUGCGUCCCGGGAACUUUAUGUCGAAUUUUCUGGGGCCCAGGGCGCGAAUGUAUUCUGGGUUGGUGGAGAAGAGGUGUUGGACGACGGCAUGGAUGCCUGAGACGAAGAUUGCGAUGGUGGAUCCGGUGGAUAUUGGGCGGGUUGGGGCGGAGGCGCUCUUGGAUGAGGAUGAGAGGUUUCAUGGGGCGGAGAUUGAAUUGGCGGGGGAGUUGUUGACGGUGGGGGAGAUUUUGGGGGCGUUGGCGAAGGUUACUGGGGUGGAGUUUAAGGCGGAUUAUAUGACCGAGGAGGAGAUUGGGAGGCAGGUUGCUACGAAUUUUUUGAUUGAGGCGCAGUUGGCAAUGCGGGAUAUGGCGCAGUUUGCAGAUUUGGAGAAGAUUGGGGAGCGGGGGUUGGGUUUGGGGAGGUUUGAAGCGUUUUUGGAGAGGGAGAAGGAGAAUGUUGUGAAGACUUAUUCUACUUAG
Messenger RNA from Aspergillus sclerotioniger CBS 115572, 972 nucleotides. Its product is annotated as NmrA/HSCARG family protein. Lineage: Eukaryota; Fungi; Ascomycota; Eurotiomycetes; Eurotiales; Aspergillaceae. The record is from RefSeq and is a predicted model, not a curated record. The coding region runs from base 58 to 972 and encodes 304 amino acids. The transcript has a single exon.